AUGUCCGGCCGGUUCGACCCGACCCGGACGUCCAAGGUGGAGGUCACCAAGGUUCAAGUCGCCCAGCGGGUGAACUUUGUCUCCCAGGCGAAGUUGCCCGACAACUGGGACUGGGGGAUGGAGCCCUACAGCCGGAAGGAGCUACCGCCUCAGCUUUUCGCCCGGCAGCAGGUUGAAGAUGGCAACCUGGAGUCGAAGCAGUGGACGCCGGAUCAUGUUGAUCCGGCCGACCAAGCCGGCGACGACGAGAGCCCGGAGGCGGCUGAGGAAGCCGCCCAUGGGCAAAACGAUCCGCCACCGUCUCCGCAGCAGCAGGAGGAGGAGCAGGAGGAGGAGCAGGCGCCGUCCGCCUCAGCGCCGCUCCGCGCGGUGCCUCUGUCGGUGAGGCUGCCUCCGGCUUCGACGACUUCCUCAUCUGCGCCCAAGGGGCGCAAGCGGCCCAGCGAGUGGACCACCGCCCAACUGGAGGCGAAGCUGAAGAAGCAGCCGGGUGGGGCCGAAGAAGGUUCCGGAAGCGACCUGGGCCGCUAUAAAGUUUUCCAAGGGCAUCGGCUCGGGACCAGCCUCGAGCAUCGUGUCGCCGCUUCAGCGACAGAGGAGGGAGCCGACUCCGCAGCCUCCGCCGCGUUUGCGCACGCCGCCCGUCAUCACGCCGCCUGCUGCGAGGGCGGGUACUUCAACUGCGCCUUCGCCGGGUGCACCCGGCUCCCGAACCGGCCUAUAGCGCCCGCGGCCGGAGCCGGCAGGGCCGCGCCUGACGUCGUCGUCCUCGGCACCAGCUCGGACGACGCGCCGGCCCCGCCGGAAUCUACCAUCCCCACUGGGCCGACAGGCACUGCUGCGCUGCCUCCAGCUUCGGAGCCGACCAGGGAGGAUCCGGUGAGCCAGGAGAUGGCCCGUCCGGCUGAUGCUGACGCCAGGGCGCUAGUGAAGGCAAAAGGCCCGGCGCAGGCGCCUCAGGGGCCGACGCAGCCGGUGGUCAGCCUCCACGUUUCUCCGGCCGCCUCGUUGUUGAACGUGGCGUCCGCCCCCGACUCCAGCCUCGGCUCAGCCGGCACCAUGGAGAAGGAAUGGCACCAGGCGGACGUCAGCAAGGCCUCAGCCGCCGAGAUCGAGAACCGCCUGCAGCGGGUGGAGGCGGCCGGCAAGACGGUGACGGACAGGCGGACUGCCCUGUACAACCGGCUCGUGGCCAGCUACCACAAGGCCAAGACCGAGCGGGGCGAUAUGGCCCGUGAGCUCGAGGUUGCCAAGGCUGCUGCCGCUCGGGUCCCUCAACUGGAGGAAGAUCUUCGGGCCGCCCGCACCCGAUGCGCUGAGAGCGAGAAGGCGGCCCAGGCAGCAGCCGCCAAGGCGCUGGAGACUGAGGGGGAGCUGACGCGGUUGCGCCGACUUGAGGCCAACCAUCUCACCGAGCUUGAAGCUGCCAAGCAGGUUGGGCGAGAGGAGGUGGCGGACCUCAGCAAGCGGCUGGAGGAGGUGGACCAGCAGCGCCUGGCGCUUCGUGAAGAGGUGACCUCCAAGUCGAACGAGCUAUCGGCUAUCGCCAAGCGCUGGGUGAAAGAGAUUAGCGCCCUCGACCGCGGCUUGGCGGCGGCCUUCCCUGAAGCGCAGGCGGUAGCACUAGAGGCGGCAGGCAGGGCGCGGGAGGCCCGGAGGCAGGCCACAGGCGAGGAGAGCUCUGAUCACUUCUCCAUGGAUGACUAUCUGGCGUCCAUGGCCGCCCGCGUCGAGCCGAUAACCCUGCUGGGCUACGAGCUCCGGAAGGCGGCCGAGGAGCUGUUCCGGCUGCUUUGGCCAACGGAGACGCUGCCGGGCGAGCUCACCAAGCUCAUCAACUGGCUCGAGAAGGCUCCUGACCGCUUCCUCGACUGGAAGGAUUCGGCCGCGCGUGCCGUAGCCGACAUGGCGUUGUCCUUCAUGCUUUCCUGGUAUGACGAGGUCAGCCUUGACCAGCUGGAGCACCAGCGGGCCGACGUGGAGGACAAGCUCAGCGCGGAGAACAAGACCGCCUGGCUCGCCCGCGCCUGCGCCAUCGCUGACUUCGUCAACAAGGGCACCUUCAUCGAGGAUCCAAACCCUCCUGAAGAGGACGAGGAUGAGGAGUCUGAUGAUGAAGAGAUGGAGGACGCGCCGGAUGCGCCAGAGGCGGACCCGGCGGCCGGCUCGACAGACGCUCCCCCGGCUGGUCCUCCUCCAGCCGGCGCUUAG
Lolium perenne is the source of this 2211-nucleotide messenger RNA. NCBI's taxonomy places the organism in Eukaryota, Viridiplantae, Streptophyta, Magnoliopsida, Poales, Poaceae. The record is from RefSeq and is a predicted model, not a curated record.